AUGGUAUUCUCUGGCCAUGUAUUCUCUUCGGAGGUGAUUCCUCGCAAAGAUGCCUUGGACUUCAAUCUAUGCACUCGGCAACAUCAAUCCCCAUCUCCAAAAAUGGCUCAAGGUACAGAUAUCUUGCAAUGGACGCCUCCAUAUGCGUCUUUUAUUAAAAUUAAUGUUGAUGCAGCUUUUGUUCCAAAUAAGGGUGCAACUGGUGCAAUUGCUCAAGAUCAUGAUGGUCAGUUCUUAGGCUGUGAAACAUCCACCUUUGAUGCUACUUCUUCUUUGAUGGCAGAGUCUUUUGCCUGUAAAUUGGGUAUUUCCCUGGCCAAAAGCUUAUCAUUGCAACAUGUUAUCAUUGAAGGUGAUGCAAAGAAUGUGACAUCUACGAUUCUAGGUGAUUCCAGAGAUAUACCAUGGAGUAUUCGUUCGGUGAUUUUAGAUAUUCGUAACGAAGCAAAUUCGCUUGACAAUAUUAGGUUUAUUGAUGUACCAAAACAUGUCAAUCAAUUGGCGCAUAAUUUAUGUCAAUAUGCUAUGGAUGAAAAUGUAACAUUUAGGUGGAAUGCUUCUUAUCCACCAGAUUGUAUCUCUUCUAACCUCAGUUUCAAUUUAUUUUUUUAUUAG
This is a messenger RNA of Papaver somniferum (opium poppy), 615 nucleotides long. RefSeq lists its product as uncharacterized. Lineage: Eukaryota; Viridiplantae; Streptophyta; Magnoliopsida; Ranunculales; Papaveraceae. The coding region runs from base 1 to 615 and encodes 204 amino acids. Gene Ontology annotation, molecular function: nucleic acid binding; RNA-DNA hybrid ribonuclease activity. The record is from RefSeq and is a predicted model, not a curated record. The transcript has a single exon.